Fusarium tjaetaba is the source of this 885-nucleotide messenger RNA. RefSeq lists its product as uncharacterized. The transcript is spliced from 2 exons. The coding region runs from base 1 to 885 and encodes 294 amino acids. The record is from RefSeq and is a predicted model, not a curated record. Lineage: Eukaryota; Fungi; Ascomycota; Sordariomycetes; Hypocreales; Nectriaceae.
AUGCCAAGAUCUCAAGAAAACGACUUUCUAUUCAAGAUCAUCACCACCAGAACCAACGCAGCAACAAUGGCCAACGAGCCGGGUGACUCUGCUACGGAUAAAUUGAACGGCAGAUCCCGAGUUGCCCAUUCACUCUAUUGCAUCUUCAACAACGUUCGCCAGUAUUCUGGCCCCUACACUAAACCUGAAAUUGAUGAACCCUACUUCGCGACAGUUCCACUGGAACCGCGUCUCUUUGAGGAUUUCCGCCCGCUGCUGGACCAGGUCUUCCAGCGCUACGACUACAGCGUCAGCGACGGCAUUGUAACCACCAGAGUGGGACCCAAGAACCACGACGACUAUGCUACCAAGUUCGGGGUCUCGAUCCGCAGGCUGAUCGGUGGCUCCCUGUGCAGGGAACCCUACGAUGUCAGAAUCCAGCACUACCAACACCGACAGACGAUCAUCCGUGAGUAUGGCACGGCUUCGCCGAGGUUGGGUCGCAUGAGGAUUCGAUUGCGUGACUCUCGCGCCAAGAAGCCGGGCCUUGUCUUCCUUGUCGGCUAUUCUCAAACCCAAGAUGCCCUUGAGAAGGUCGCCAAAGACUACAUCGUCGAAACCAAGGGCGUUGUCACUACAGUAGUCUGCUUCGACAUCAAGGGUCACCAGCGCCCUUCAUCCGUGUCCCUUUGGCACGCGAGACAGAAUCCCGACGAGACUGUUGAAGCAGUUUGCGGCCUUGAACCAGCGAUCUUUCAAGACGCUGACGGCGACCAUGUCUUUAAUGACAAGUCUCUCGUUCUCCGACUCUCGGACAUCCUGAUGGAGACGGAUUCGGACGAGUGCCCGCUCCCGUGGCUUCCCUUCCAUCAGCUCAGCUUCCAACUCCAAUUUGCUAAGGCUUAG